Messenger RNA from Penicillium angulare, 216 nucleotides. RefSeq lists its product as uncharacterized. Lineage: Eukaryota; Fungi; Ascomycota; Eurotiomycetes; Eurotiales; Aspergillaceae. The transcript has 2 exons. The record is from RefSeq and is a predicted model, not a curated record. The coding region runs from base 1 to 216 and encodes 71 amino acids.
AUGUCCGAGGCAUCGCCCGAUUCGCCCACUCACCUAGAACAACCCACCAAGUCCACGAAGGUGGAGGAGCCAGGAGCUGAGGACACAGGGGCUAUAUGGGGCUUAAAGCUUCCAACAGUGACGAUGACCAUUUUUCGGAUGCCAGUGAAGGCCAUACAUAUUUACAAUCAAGCCCACAGUCGGGCAAUACUUCCCCUGUCCCGCGAACACGAGUAG